AUGCGGGAUACUGUCGGCUGUGAACAGCCUAAGGAGAAGAAAUACAAUGGGACAGGCCGAGGUGUAUAUAACUUGCUGAAAUUGCCAUCAUAUCUUCAUCUUCAUCCGCUCGUAGAAGCUCUUGCGAAAAAGCACCAUAUUGCCGGAGUACCCAGUUUGGAUGAAGAAUCGGAUGGCGAGCUCGAAUAUAAGUCUGACGAUGCACUUGCUCCGAACGGGUUAGGAAUAAGAGAUGUAACUGGGGAAGAAGAAGAGGCUGUUUUGGAUGAUUCACCUGAAACAUUUGAGGAAGGUCGUAACCAGCAACAACCGACCUGGCAUUAUCAAAACCUAAGAGCAUUGCAGCGUUAG
Molecule: messenger RNA, 351 nt
Organism: Cylicocyclus nassatus
Lineage: Eukaryota; Metazoa; Nematoda; Chromadorea; Rhabditida; Strongylidae
Source: the annotation of a GenBank genome assembly